Messenger RNA from Paramecium tetraurelia, 1617 nucleotides. RefSeq lists its product as uncharacterized. The record is from RefSeq and is a predicted model, not a curated record. Lineage: Eukaryota; Ciliophora; Oligohymenophorea; Peniculida; Parameciidae. The transcript has a single exon.
AUGCACUCUUUAUUUUCAAUGUAUUACUUUGCACUUAAUAAAAAGCAAAUUGCUUAAGAAGAAUACACUAUAUAUCCACUCCUGCAAAAUUAAUUCAUUCAUUUAUUACAGCAUCCUGAUACUUAACAUUUAGCUUUUACUUUGAUUUCACAGCUAUUCAACAAGAAUUGCGACCUUUCAACUUUAAAAACCCAAGUUAUUGAAUCCCUUCUUGCCCUUAUCCGAUGGGAUUUCACACUCAAAAAUCCUCAAUAGGGAUUUGAAUCAACUUCUACUCUUUUAAAUGCCCCAUUUCCUGAUCUUCACAAUUUAAUAAGGAUUGUUGAACCAACCUCUCUUAUUAAAUAUUACUUCAUCAACAAAUAAGGCAUUGAUAUAAAUGGUCUCCUACAGACUAUGGAAUUAUUCUUAACUAAUCGUAAUUUCAUAUUUGACCAUGCUGUCGAAUUCAUUGAAAUAACCCAAAGAGUUGCUCGACAUUAAAAUGAGUAAGUCAGAUCUUAUGCAUUGAAGUUUAUACAUCGCUUAGCUGACUUAUAAGAUAAUUAAACUUUUAGAGAACUGAUUCAUGCGACUCUAUUAGCCGGUCUUAUGGAUGAAUCAUUAGAAAUUAGAGUUCAAGCAUUGAAUGAGUUGAAGAUUCUCAUUCCUAAAGAAAAAGAUCAACUCUUGAUCCUGUUGUACAAGAAUUCCCAUUGCGAUGACCUUAGAAAAGUUUCAGAAUCUGUUGCUCAAUAAUUAUUUCCUCAUUUCUCUGGUAAUAUUUAAACAGAAUUGAUGAACAUUAUCAAUGAAAAAAGAUUAAAUGAAUGCGUAAUUCUAUGCUGCUAUUCAACGAUUAGUAGAAAUUGGAGGAUAAGAAGAUCUGGCUUAAAGACAUUGUAAUCAAUUGUGCAAUACUAUCCUAACUAAGAAUUACCGAUAGAAGAAAUUUUAAAAGUUUCUUAAAAUUGUUCUUUGUUUGAGUCCCAUUUUGAUGUGAGAUAUAAUGGAUUUCUGUUGAUGUAUCAUAUAGUUAGGAUGUAUGAAAAUAAAAUAACAUAAUUUACUGAUUAAAUAAUUUAGAAUUGUUUAUUUCAUUUUAGUGAUGAUCACAUAGAAUGCUAAGAGUUGUGUACUCAGAUACUAAUAAUUUUAAUUGAUCGUUAAAGUUUAAUUUAAGAGUUAUAUAAAUAAUAAAGGUUAAUUGUAAAUAAUGAUUUGGCUUUGGAAGAUUUAAAGGUCAAAAUUAUGAAAAUCGAAGAAGUUUAAAAAUAGUAUGAAUGUUAGGUACCAUAGGAAGACAUUCACGAUGAGUAAAUAAGGAAAUAUCAAUCAAGAAUAAUGUUAGGAAUUAUUGCAUGUUUUGUACAGAUGAUUAAAUUGAGAUUUGAUCAGAGCAGUGUUGAAUAAGUCAGUUUAAUGAUAUGUUAAGGUCUUUAGAUUGUCAAUUCUUAUAGGGAUAUGAUGUAUAAAUAUUUAAUAAGCGGGUUGAAAAAAGUUUAUAUGUAAUAAAAGGAAUUAGUCAAAUAAAUGAUCAAUUAGUUAAAUCUUACAGAGAUGUUGAGAUCAGAUGGGGAUGUGGAAUUGAUAGGUGUUAUUGAGGAUAUAGUGGGUACAUCUAUUUUGUAAGAAUGA